Humulus lupulus (European hop) is the source of this 519-nucleotide messenger RNA. RefSeq lists its product as uncharacterized. Bases 1 to 519 code for a protein of 172 amino acids. The record is from RefSeq and is a predicted model, not a curated record. The transcript is spliced from 2 exons. Lineage: Eukaryota; Viridiplantae; Streptophyta; Magnoliopsida; Rosales; Cannabaceae.
AUGGCCUUGGUUAUCCAGGGUGUUACAAAUAUUCCUUUUGCUGAGGCUUUGGAGCAGAUGUCCAAUUAUGUAAAAUUCAUGAAAGAGAUUCUGUCUAAGAAAAUAAAGAUGGAAGACUAUGAAAAUGUGGCACUCACUGAAGAAUGUAGUGCAAUAUUGCAAAGGAAGUUGCCCCAAAAGAUGAGAGAUCCGGGGAGCUUCACUAUACCUUGCACAAUUGGAAAAUUUGAGUGUAAGCAUGGCUUGUGUGAUUUGGUGGCGAGUAUUAAUCUGAUGCCUUUAUCUGUGUUCAGAAGACUUGGUUUGGGUGAAGCAAGACCAACGACAGUUACUCUAUGGUUGGAAGAUGCAGACGUGCCUAUCAUUCUUGGAAGACCAUUCCUAGCCACGGGCCAAGCUCUCAUUGAUGUUCAGAAGGGUGAAUUGAAGCUUCGGGUUCAAGGAGAUGAGGUGGUAUUCAAUGUAUUCAAGAUAAUGCGUAUCCGAGGGCUAGUGAUAGUUGCUAUAGUGUGGAUAUGA